CAUCUGACAAGGCUCCUAACUCUGCCCAGAGCAGCUCUUCUCUCCGGAGCCGAGUUACCUCUCCUGUUAGAACCACCAGGCUCCAGUAACUGGAUUAUACCUAGGGAAUCAGGCUGUAGGUCUCUUAUUUGGCUGGGGGAGAGGGAAAGAAGUAUCUCUUUUCUCCCUCACUGAAAAGGGAAAUUGAACUGAUCGUGUAAGAAUUUAUCUGAAACCAUUUUCACAAGAAGUGUUUGUGUUUGAUUUCAUUUGACUAGAGUAUACAAUACACUGCACCAGAUACAAAAAUGGCAACAAACUGGAUCAUAUUUUUGCUGCUCUUCUUAUCUGUUACUAUGUUUUUUGCCACUGCUAUACCAUCAGAAGGGCAUCAGAAUAUGACAGAGGACUUCGCUCAACUGAGUGUUACACGGAAUAAAAUUAUGACAGCACAGUAUGAAUGCUACCAGAAAAUUAUGCAAGAUCCUGUUCAUAGGAAAGAAGGCCCUUACUGUAACAGGACAUGGGAUGGCUGGUUGUGCUGGAGUGAUGUUGCUGCAGGAACAGUGUCAGUACAGCGUUGUCCUGACUACUUUCAGGAUUUCAACCCAUCAGAAAAAGUUACAAAGAUCUGUGACCCAAGUGGGAAUUGGUUUAGACACCCGGAAAGCAACAGGACGUGGACAAACUACACCCAGUGUAAUAUCUAUACGCAUGAAAAAGUGAAGACUGCUCUGAAUUUGUAUUAUCUGGCCAUCAUUGGACAUGGUCUUUCAAUUGCAUCACUUCUGAUUUCCCUUGGCAUAUUCUUUUAUUUUAAGAGCUUGAGUUGCCAAAGGAUUACCCUGCAUAAAAAUCUUUUUUUCUCUUUUGUUUGCAAUUCUGUUGUAACAAUAAUUUCACUGACUGCAGUUGCCAACAACCAGGAGUUAGUUGCAACCAAUCCAGUUAGUUGCAAAGUGUCGCAGUUUAUCUACCUGUAUCUAAUGGGAUGCAAUUACUUUUGGAUGCUGUGCGAAGGCAUUUACCUGCAUACUCUCAUUGUGGUGGCUGUUUUUGCUGAGAAACAACACUUGAUGUGGUAUUACCUUCUUGGCUGGGGUUUUCCACUGAUCCCUGCUUGCAUACAUGCUGUUGCAAGAAGUUUGUAUUACAAUGACAACUGUUGGAUCAGUUCUGAUACUCACCUGCUGUAUAUCAUCCAUGGUCCUAUUUGUGCUGCUCUAUUGGUGAAUCUUUUCUUCCUAUUAAAUAUUGUUCGUGUUCUCAUAACAAAGCUGAAGGAUACACACAAGGCAGAAUCCAACCUAUACAUGAAAGCAGUAAGAGCUACUCUUAUUCUAGUUCCGCUACUUGGCAUUGAAUUUGUGCUGUUCCCAUGGCGACCAGAAGGCCGGAUUGCUGAGGAAGUAUAUGACUACGUGAUGCACAUCCUUAUGCAUUACCAGGGUCUACUAGUGGCUACAAUUUUCUGCUUCUUUAAUGGAGAGGUCCAAGCUGUUUUGAGAAGACACUGGAAUCAGUACAAAAUCCAAUUUGAACACAGCUUCAGCCAUUCAGACGCUAUGCGCACAGCUUCCUACACUGUAUCAUCGAUCAGUGAUGUUCAGGGCUAUAGCUACAAUCACGACUGCACCAGCGAACAUUUAAAUGGGAAAGGCUACCAUGACAUGGACAGUGUUGUUUUAAAAACUGAAAAGCUCUAUGGUUGACUGCCAGAGACUCUGCGUAUGCCAGUGCUCACCCUCAUAGCUCGUGAAUUUGAAGUCUGAUUAAAUGACUUCAUGGCCAGAAGACUUUGCCUAACUCGGGAUACGUUUUCCUCCUGAAUGAUGCAAACUGAAACAACACAUUUUUCUUAUAUAUAUAUAUAUAUAUAUACACAUAUGCAUAUACAUGUAUGUUUUGUGUUUCUGUAUCUAUAUAGUAUGGACACCUGUGCAUAUAUAUAUAUAUGUGUGUGUGUGUGUGUGUGUGUAUAUAUGUAUGUAUGCACAUAUAUUAGAAUACAAACUUUGCCUCUUCAGUUUCUACUGUGUAGACAAAGUUGGCAAUUUCUUUGUACAAAGGGAAUCAAUGAAGGAUUUCUUAUUUUCUUGGAAGUUUGUAUAAAGACUGUGUUGUAUUGAAGCCACUUCAUUUGCCUACAGAAACUUAGUGUAAAUACCGUAUUUAUCACACUGCAUUGUCUUAGUUUGACCUAAAGCAGAACAGAAAAAGUGGUUGGUGCAAUAAUUGCAAUAGCUUGUCCAGGUUACUUUUGUAUGCGCCAGCUGACUGUCAUGAAAAAGACAGGUAAACAGACUCAGAAUUAUCAAUUCCGAGUCAGUCUGAUUUUGCCAGUCUUUUAAAUUAAGCAUAUAGAUGCCAGUGCAAGUCUGAGGCUCUACCUACUUCUGUUCUGCAACCGAAUAGAGCAAGCUUUGAGUUUUUUUAUUUGAACUGUUUUCACAUACACAGGACUGUCUCCAUCUCCUAUUCACGUUUAUGGAAGCUUCUUAUUGACUUUAAUGCAGACAAGAUCUACGAGCCCUUACUGCCAGAAAGAGAAGUGCUAAGCAGACUAACCGUAAGUCCAUCCAGACGGUAAUCCAUGACUAAGGCUGAUGGAACCUUAUUGUGUGCUUAAGCAAAUACCAAACUGGGAACAGAUCGCAUAAAGAAAGAUUUUGUUAUUGUUGUUUAUGGGUGGUUAGUUUUAAGUGUUGGUCUGGCCAUAUGCCUGAUAACUUGUUCCUUCGUUUUGGGCAAAAUUUUGAUUAAUUUGGUAGCUUUCAUUGUCUGAGAAAAGCUUACAAGACUGAAUGUAGUGCAAAUAAUGUGCUGCCUUUAAAGCCAGUGUAUUAGAUUCAGAUUAAUCAAUUAAUCACAUUAAUAUAAGUAAUUUUUCAUUAUUAAUUACUUGCAAAAAUCAUUAUAAAGGUUACUUACAAAAGUUCAGAAGAUUUGGGAUUGAUUCAGAAAUAAUCAAUCAUCUCAGUUACUUAGCUUAGGACAGUACUUUUUAAAUUGUUUCAUUGGUUCUACUGGCAAAUAAAGGUCCCUGAAAAUGAUGAGGUUGUCAAGAAGGUCUUGAGAAAAUAUUUCCUUAAAUAUAGUAAUUAAUUAUGAGGGUGUGUUGGGGGUGACAUUGUAAAUCUUUUACUUUAAAGAAAUAGUAGAAGUUGUUUUUUAAGUGAAAUGAGGUGAUCAUGAUAUGAAAGGAAUUUAAGUCUUACUAAAAAGCACAGAAGUAGAAAUUGGUUUAUUUCACAGAUAAGUCAAAUGAAAAAAGAUAAAGUAGAGGAAAGGAUGUCACAGUUGAUUUGAUAGACUAUUAUAAUGCUAAUGUAUAUUGAGUGCACUUAUGCCAAUAAAAAAAAAGAAAGUUCUUUUUGAGACCAUUUUGGUUUUCAAUAAUUAAUUCUGGAUAUGAAGAACUUGAUUUUAACACUUAAACAUUUUUUGUCAUAGCCUUUCCGUAAGCUUCAUUAGCAUCUAAUUAAUUUGCUGUUGCAGUGUUUGUUUAUUGGUUUGUGACUUCACAAGGCUGUAAAUGCUUUUUAUUUAGAUGUAAAACAUUAAGAGGAUGUACUAUAUUCAUGCCAAUUGCACCUUCACAUAGUUUUUUAUAGUUUGUGUGUCUCACAUUUGAAUUUAGAAAAUAGUUUUAUGUUUUAUUAAUGAUUUAGUUUCAUAAUAUAGAAUAUCAGCCAGGAUGCACAAAUCAAGAUUUCUGUUCUUCUGCAAGGCUGUCAGGUUGACUGACGCAAAUUAUAUGACAGUCAGAUGCUGCACUUGCAGUAGUGUUGAAAUCUGGCAAUCAAAUAUCACAAUCAUCUUUUAUAUUGUAAGAAUACAGCCAUGGUAUCUGUUAUAACAUAGUCAGACAUUAUUUACAAGUGUGCUUUCUCAUCUACAUAGUGUUACUUAAAAUUUGUGCAAUGUUCAGAAAAUAUUAGUGGUGCAGAAAAUCCCCGCUCUAGUAUAGCUUUACACUUUGGGGACCAGAUCAUCAACUGGUAUAAAUCAGCAGUGCUCUCUUGAUGUCAGUGAAACUCAGUAAUUUUAAAAUUCAUGACUACUGGGCUCCUCAAUCCGUGGCCUUUAUCCUGUGUUGUUUUCAGAUAUAUGACUUUAUUGAGCUCCAUUUUCAGAAUCAAUGGGAGAUAGGUACCAGCUGCAAAUCAAAGCCCAGGCAGAUAUCUGUCCAUUUAUAGAAGUGCUGUUAAGCCCUCUAUGGCAUAUGAUCAGACAGUUAUUUCAGUGGUACCUGGUAGGUUGUUAUAACUAACUAAUACAUAAGUGAUAGUGAAGAGUUUAACAAUAUUAAAUUCUGUGAAUUUAGUUUUCUUCUCAGCUAUGCAGUUCAAAUUUAAUAGACUACAACCAAAUUUGUAUCAUUUAAUGCAAAGUACUAGGUGUUGACAGCUCCCUGUCAAGAGACACUUUUAAGGGGAAAUUAGGAGGGUGGAAAGACAGGAUCUUUUUACAUAGAAAUCAUCCUGCUACUUACUUACAGGUGGAUGAUCAAUCAGAGCAUGCUUCUAGGAACACUUGUCUUCACUCAGAAAAAGAAACACAUGUACAGCUGGAUAUGCUGGAAAAUGUUUGUGGCUUGGAGGGUUAAAUGACAGAGGAGCACUGCAGUUCCCCACUCCCUCAUGAGUUUAACCUGUUUCCUGUUUUGUACUGGAAAAUAUAAAUUCCCUAUUUUCUCUUCCUACCUCAUCUUUUUCACUUCAUACACAGCCAAGAGCAGGGUCUGCUCCAUAAAAUCUUUUAUCACUAUAAAUUAGGAUCAAAUCCUUAUGUUCAUAUUUCUCAUGGCUUAUUUUCUACUUUACAGAAUGUUUUAGUCAUUAUCUCUGUUCUCUAGGAUGGAAGAAAGUAAGUUCUGUUUUGGUGGGGCUGAGAGAGAUUUUUGAACAUACAAACAUUUAUCCAUCUGUUGCUUGUGUUUUAGUGGUUGUUUGUUAUCUGAUGAGGAUUUUUUGUAUCAGUCUGAAGGGGGCUAGAGAAACAUUUGCCUUGUUUAGGAGUCUGUCUUAUAUUUAGUUUCUGUAAUACAAGAAUGUUAGUUUUCUAUGAAAGGGAAUGUCUCUUUUUGAUGCUACUGUCUUCAAUUAAUAAAAUGGCACAGAUGAUACAGAUGAUAGAUAUAGCAAGGAUGCAUGCUCCAUGCUCCAUUGCAGGGCCCUCUUUUUUUUUUUUUUUUUUUUUUUUUUUUUUUUUUAACGUUAACUUUUUUUGCUAUCUAUUUUUUAAUAUUGGUGGUCUAUUUGGCAGUAGAAGUACUGCAACAUGUACUCCUUUUCAUGUCAUGAAACAUUCAGGCUGGAAAAAAGGCAACUUUCAAGUAACGUACUAUGUAAAUAAGAUUAAUAGAUGCUCUAGCAUUGUAUUUAUUGCUUAGACUAAGAAUGAAAUGAAAAAAAAAUGUGAAAUAAUUUUUUGGUUUUGCUGUGUUUUCACUUUGUUCAUGUGAGUCAUCGUACAUUUUAAUUGCUAAAAAGUAUUAUGUUUGUGAUCAAUAAAAUAUUACAUUUAUUCAGCUCUUUUGUGUAGAAGUAUGGAAAUAA
Rhea pennata is the source of this 5540-nucleotide messenger RNA. It is a transcript of the gene CALCRL, whose product is annotated as calcitonin receptor like receptor. The record is from RefSeq and is a predicted model, not a curated record. The transcript has 13 exons. The coding region runs from base 288 to 1691 and encodes 467 amino acids. Gene Ontology annotation, cellular component: plasma membrane. Gene Ontology annotation, biological process: cell surface receptor signaling pathway; angiogenesis; adenylate cyclase-activating G protein-coupled receptor signaling pathway. Lineage: Eukaryota; Metazoa; Chordata; Aves; Rheiformes; Rheidae. Gene Ontology annotation, molecular function: adrenomedullin receptor activity; calcitonin gene-related peptide receptor activity; calcitonin receptor activity.